AUGUCCGAAUAUCCAACCUACGAAACCCAAAAAGAAUGGCGCGAAAUCCAAUCCUACCUCCCUCAACGUCUACACUUUACACCCGCCCACUCUCCCACUGGAGAAGUAUGGCAUCACGACGGUCACGCCCUCCAUCUCGACCGCUGGCCCAACCCUUCCGCGAGGGUCCGUCUCAUCAUGCAUCAUGGAAUGGGCACAAACGGCCGGAUGAUGUCCAUGCUCCUAGGCGUACCGCUUCACUCCGCCGGUUUUGAACUCGUCGCCAUUGAUAUGCCUGGCUACGGCUGCACUGUCCCCAGGAAGGGGUAUGUCUGGGAUUUUAAUGAUUGGGUUAAAAUCUCGAGUGCGUUUGUAGAUCAUGAGUAUGAGAAUGAUAACCGGCCUAUUGUGUUGUAUGGUCUUAGUGCCGGUGGGGGAUUGACGUUUUGUUCGGCAGGUUUGAAUGGUCGAGUCAAAGGGAUUAUCGGCAUGACGUUCAUGGACAUGCGUAUCCAAGCUGUUUCCGACGCAGCAUGCCGCAACUUCUUCAUGAGUCGCAUCGGUGCCCCAAGCAGCCUUCUCAUGAACACCGUCGGCCUAGGCUGGUUCUCGCUCCCAAUGUGGCUCACCGGCCGCAUGUCAACACUCGUCAACAACGACCAAGCAUUACAAGUAUGCUACAAAGACAACAGAUCAGCAAACGCAUGGAUAACCAUGAAAUUCAUGGCCGAUUUCAUCACGUAUAAACCGGCGAAGGAACCAGCGGAGUUUGAUGUUUGUCCUAUUUUGUUGACGCAGCCUGCUGAGGAUCGAUGGACGCCUUUGUGGGUGUCGGAUAUGUUUUUGAAGGAUGUUACGAAGGUUAGUGUUAAGAAGAUUAUGUUGGAUGGGGCGGGACAUUAUCCGCUUGAGGAUCCUGGAUUGAUGCAGAUGAGUGAGGCGAUUGUUGCUUUUCUCAAGGAUAUCGAGGACAAGGCUGUCUGA
This is a messenger RNA of Fusarium coffeatum, 963 nucleotides long. RefSeq lists its product as uncharacterized. Gene Ontology annotation, cellular component: membrane. Lineage: Eukaryota; Fungi; Ascomycota; Sordariomycetes; Hypocreales; Nectriaceae. The record is from RefSeq and is a predicted model, not a curated record. The transcript has a single exon. The coding region runs from base 1 to 963 and encodes 320 amino acids. Gene Ontology annotation, molecular function: lipase activity.